This is a messenger RNA of Aegilops tauschii subsp. strangulata, 1711 nucleotides long. RefSeq lists its product as uncharacterized. NCBI's taxonomy places the organism in Eukaryota, Viridiplantae, Streptophyta, Magnoliopsida, Poales, Poaceae. The record is from RefSeq and is a predicted model, not a curated record. Gene Ontology annotation, molecular function: protein binding. Gene Ontology annotation, cellular component: cytoplasm; Cul4-RING E3 ubiquitin ligase complex.
GUGGUUCGAGGGUGCGCGCACGCGGAAGGCCUGUACCCGUUAAAACCCCGGCAAAUCCCCUCCCAUCUCUCGCGCCGCCUCUCUAUUCUCCCAUCCCACCGCUCACCAUGGCCGCUAUCGACGAGGCCUCUGGCCGCCGGGCGGCCAGCUGCUUCUUCGAGGUCGGCCAGCGCGAGAUCGGCUCAUCCAGCUCCCGCCGAAUCAGCGGCUCCGAGGGCCUAAUUUUGCGGAUGAACCAAUAUGGAAAGUUGCGAGGUCAUAGUGGCUGUGUUAAUACUAUAAGCUUCAAUCCUGCUGGUGACCUCCUUGUGUCUGGUUCAGACGACACAGACAUCAUACUAUGGGACUGGCUUGCUAAAACUGAAAAACUAACUUACCCUUCUGGACAUCAACAAAAUGUCUUUCAUGCUCGUGUGAUGCCAUUUACAGAUGACAGCACCAUUGUGACCGUUGGUGCUGAUGGCCAGGUUAGGGUGGGACAACUGAAGCAGGGUGGUGGAUUCACAACCAAACAAAUUGGGGAACAUCAUGAUCGUGCGCAUAAGAUGGCUCUCGAACCAGGAAGUCCUCACAUACUUUACAGCUGUGGAGAGGAUGGCUUGGUACAACACUUUGACCUGCGCAGUGAUUCACCAACAAAGCUUCUCACCUGCUAUUCAUUCUCAAAUAGAAGGCGCCGUGUAAGACUGAAUACCAUUGCUAUUGACCCACAGAACCCUAAUUAUUUUUCGAUCGGUGGCUCCGAUGAGUAUGUACGGCUGUAUGAUUUUAGGAAAAUAAACUUGGACUCUUCAAGCAAUAUGAACCUACCAGUUGAUACCUUCUGCCCUGAGCACCUUCUUAUGGGUGGGAAGGUCCACAUCACUGGUAUUGCAUACUCUUAUUCAAGCGAGUUACUUGUCUCAUACAAUGACGAGCUUAUCUACCUGUUCGAAAACUAUAUGGGUCUUGGUCCGAAUCCUGAAUCAACACAGCCAGAGCAUUUGGACAAGCUCGAGCAGCUACAAUCAUACUCUGGUCACAGAAAUUUCAGAACUGUUAAAGGAGUCAGUUUCUUUGGACCCAAUAAUGAAUAUGUUUUGAGUGGGUCAGACUGCGGGCAUGUGUUCAUUUGGAGGAAAAAUGGAGGUGAAUUGAUGAGGAUCAUGCGCGGCGAUAAACAUAUCGUUAAUUGCAUCGAACCCCAUCCGCAUUUUCCCUUCCUAGCUACUAGUGGGAUAGACAGCACCAUUAAGAUUUGGACACCUUCGUCAAGCAAAGUGAUGCAAUUGCCUCAAUAUGCAAAUAAAGUAAUAGCUUCAAACGCGCGGGAGAGGCAAUUCUAUGCCUCCCGAGGAGAAAUGACACUUUCAGCUGACGUCAUGAUGCGUAUCUUAAGAUUGCAAAAUACACAAUCUGAACUGUACGCAAAUCAUGAACCAUCUGCUGCCGAUUUCGCAACUGGUGGUGAUGAGACUUUCUUCAUUGGGCUUGGUGAUGGUGAUGGGAACCAAAGAUCGAACUCUGAUCCCAGGGAACGCAUUGUGACAUGAGGCCAUGUUUUUUAGGUUGCAACUUCACAUUCAGUGAUAUUUUAGUGGCGGAAAACUGAUUGGCAGUGUGUCACAACCUGCUACUUGUUUUUUCUGUUAUCGUGUUAUUAGUAUGUUAGUAUGUUCAAAUCUGUACUCGGUCUAUUAAAAUAAAGGCGUUCCUCGCGGUUUUUUGAAAA